GUCAUAAGUGUUCAAGUUUAAUACAAAAAUGGGCAAUACGCAGACAGGUGAAAAGCCUUCCAAAACCGGAAAAUCGCCUGCGAAAGGAAAACAUUUCAUAAGGAACCUUAAUAGGAAAAGUUCUGGGAAGGAGAGCAAAAAGCAUGGGCGCAAAAAGAGCAUCGGCAAGCGAGAGAUCACUGAUAGGGAACUUGAUAAAACAUCAGAAUCUGAUAACAAUGAAACUAUUGAGGCGUCGGAUAACGAUACGGUCGAGUGCGUGUUCAAAACAUCGUCGGCAAGGGACAAGCGGGGCGUGGAUAGAGCGAGUGUGCAUUCGGAGGUAACGGUGACCAGGUGCGAGGCGCAGCGCGCGGAGCGGCGGUCACCGACCCGCGAGCGCGACCAGUUGCCCGCCGCCGCCGCCGCAUCGCCCGCAGACCCAUCCUCCUCCGACUCAGUGUUCACGGAUCCCUUAACGCCGCUCGCCGUCGAGCUCAACCAGUGCUACUACUCCGCGGAAAGCGACAGUGCGCACGACGAACCCCCGCACUCCCUGACACUGGCGCAAAACGAUGCGCCCGCGCACAUCUCGGCUCUGACGGCCAACGGCACCUGUUGUCCGCCAGCUACAGAAAUGCCACACGAUGACACCUUUUCUCCGAUCUCAGGCGAUGUCAUGGAAAAAGAAGUAAAAAGUGACGUAUUCGAUGACACUAGUGAUAGACAUGAGAACGAAAAGAUUAUGGGGGCAAUUAUAUCCAAGUCAAAAGACGAUUCCCUGGAUCUUAAAGACAAUGAGUGUAACCACGAAUUUCUGGAUAACCGGCUAAAACCGUGUCCGGGACAAACUGCCUUCACUAUCUCCAGACAUCGAAAAGUUGAACUGCCACCUGUUGCCGCCGAGAGCUCUCUUAAUAUACUGGAUAACGAGGCCGACCGACGUCACUCCAGUGUUAGUGACACACCUAUGUCUGACUCCAACGUACUCCGCAAAGUUGCAUCUCUCACUCUCGACAAGCAUACGGAGUCGAAAGUGGUGCGUCCAAAGUUUGUGCCCGAGAAGUUGGAUUUUCAACUGUAUGAAAAAUUCGAAGGACAGAUGCUUCUAAAUUGGUUUCUUUCAUCAAUAUCUGAAGACACUCACUUAAAACACUCGUUAAGUUGUCAGGAUCUGAAAACCCUUGGUGUUCAAUAUUGCACUCACCUCCUGGCAGCUGGAGUGCUACAACAAAUUUCUGAUAAGGAUGCACCAACUGAAAACAUUUUUAAGCCUAACCUAAUGUAUUAUUGGUCUCACAUGGAGUUGCCAGCCUCCCAACCUGUUACACCUGGGAAAUUAGAUACAACUUCAUGGCCUCCUGAAAAAGAAACAAAUGCACUAACAAAGCAAAACCAAGAUGGUUACAUUUGUAAUAUAGAAAAUGAAUUCACAGAUGAAAUUAGUGAUCUAGUGAAAGCCAAAUUUGUAAUAACAGAACUAAAAAGAAAACUAUUAGAGUUAGAAAGUCAACUAGAAGAUUACAAGACCAAUACUCUAUCCAGCUUAAAUAAUAGAAAUUUGCUAAAUUCUGAAAGCUUAUCAUGUAAUAACAAAACAGAUUUAGUUAGUAAAGAGGUACAAACAUGCAAUGGUAAUGAAAUCAAUAGGCUGGCUAAUAUACCUGUGAUACACACAUCUAAGGAUGAGAUUAAAUCUAUAGGAUUAAGUAGGUUAAUUUACAAACACGAUUUAGUUGAUAAAGAUAUAGAAGGGAAACCUGAACAAAGAUCUGAAAAAAUAGAAAAUUAUUGUAAAUUAAAUAAAAGUCGAGAUUCCAACAAGUCUUAUUGGAAAGAUGAGUUACCUGAUAACAUAACAAAUGAGAAUAAAAUAAAAGGUAACAGAGGAACAGAAAUCUUAAGUAUGAAUCUUAAAAAUUAUAAUCAACAUAUGACAUAUUUUAAUGAGCAAAAUCUUGAAUGUCAAAGCUCUUCUGAUUCUUUUCUAAGUACAACAACUGAGUUAUUGAGUGACAAAAGUAAUAAAUGCACAGAUAUAUUCGGACAAGAUAAAGAUGUAAAAAAUAUUACAAAUUCUAUAAUUUCUACAGCUUCUGCUCAAGUACUAUUUAACAGAAAUGAUAUGAACGCAUUUGCUGUUGCAACCAGUCAAUCUUCAUCCAAUUUACCAACUAUACAAUCAACAACAGAAGUGGUUCCUUCUUUAAAGUUAUCAGAAGGAGAAUCAUGUUUACCCAGAUUGAGAAAUGAGCAGCUCUCAGACAAUGACUCAUGUCAACCCCCACCACCACUGCCUGGAAUGUCACCAUCACCACCUCCUAUGCCUGGAACAAAUAGUACUAACAAUUCUAUUAUACCACUAGAAAAAGCAAAAUCUAAUCGAGAUUUUGAGUCAAAAAUGGAAUCUGCUUCAAUAAAUCAAUCAGAAAACAAAUCUAAUUCAGAUGAGAUUAAAUCCAGACCAAAAUCUUUUGUUGAACCAGUAGUUUCAUUGCAAGAAAAGAAACAAUCCUCUUUUCUGUCUGAUGAUAAACAUCCUCAAUCUCCCAUGCCAGUUGCAGAAACUUCAUUAUCUAGACCAAUACCACCAACAAUGCUAGAGAUAGGUCCUCCAUUGCCAGGCAUGGGUCCUCCACCUCCUCCAAUGCCAAGCAUUGGUCCUCCACCUCCACCAAUGCCAGGAAUUGGACCUUCACCUCCACCAAUGCCAGAAAUGGGACCUCCACCUCCACCAAUGCCAGGAAUUGGACCUUCACCUCCACCAAUGCCAGAAAUGGGACCUCCACCUCCACCAAUGCCAGGAAUUGGACCUUCACCUCCACCAAUGCCAGAAAUGGGACCUCCACCUCCACCAAUGCUAGGAAUGGUACCUCCACCUCCUCCAAUGCCAGGCAUGGGUCCUCCACCUCCACCUAUGCCAGGCAUGGGUCCUCCACCUCCUCCAAUGCCAAGCAUGGGUCUUCCACCUCCUCCAAUGCCAGGCAUGGGUCCCCCACCUCCUCCUCCAAUGCCAGGAAUGGGUCCUCCUCCUCCACCAUUGCCAGGCAUGGGACCUCCACCUCCACCAUUGCCAGGAAUGGGCCCCCCACCACCGUCAAUGUCAGGCAUAGGACCACCCCCGCCUCCUAUGACGGGAUUUGGACCACCUCCUCCCCCAAUACCUGGCGUACCUGCCCCACCAUCAAUAGCUGCUAGUCAUACAGGGCCUGCACCGUUUCCAGCACCUCCCGCCGGAGGAUGGAAUAUGCAAAGAGCUACUCUACGGAAGCCUCCAAUAAAGCCAUCAGCGCCUAUGAGACCUUUGUAUUGGACUCGAAUUUUGGCAGCACCGUUACCGCCUACCUGUCAGGGUGAGGCAGAAUCGUCAAAAUUGAAACCAUUGUGGUUAGAAAUCGAAGAAGCCAGAAUAGAAAACAUAGACGAAUUCACGGAAAUGUUCUCGCGACAAGUCGUUAAAGCCCCCGUAAAGAAAAAAGUCGAAGUGAAGACUAAAAUUCAGCCAAUAAAAAUCUUAGAUAGCAAACGAUCUCAAAAUGUUGGUAUACUAGCCCAAAGCUUGCACGUUGAAUUUUCGGAGAUCGAAAACGCAAUAUACAAUUUCGAUACGUCUGUCGUAAGUUUAGAAGCAUUGCAACAAAUUUAUGAAUUGCGAGCUACUUCAGAAGAAUUAAUGCACAUAAAGGAACAUUUAGCUAACAAACCUGAUAUCCCAUUGGAUAAGCCGGAGGCAUUCUUACAUGAUCUGUCGGGAAUACAUCAUUUUGCGGAGAGGAUAUCCUGUUUUACAUUCCAAGCGGAGUUCGAUGAUUCUGUUAAUACAAUAAUGCACAAAUUGGAUAACUUGAAACAUACUUGUGAGUUCCUCAUAACUAAUGAAUCUCUGAAGCAUUUAUUUUCAAUAAUUUUGGCGAUCGGUAACUAUAUGAAUGGUGGGAAUGGACAAAGAGGCCAAGCCGACGGUUUUGGACUGGAGAUACUCUCUAAACUGAAAGAUGUUAAGUCGAAGCAGUCGAACGUAACGCUCCUGCACUUCAUCGUGCGCGCGUACAUGAAGUCGCGCGGGGGCGUGUUGUCUGGCUCGUGCCCGCUACCCGUGCCCGAGCCCGGCGACGUGUUCCGCGCGGCCGCUAUCGACUUCGCGGACGUCGCGGCGAGUCUCGCUACGCUUAGGAAAAAUCUGGAUGAUUGCACACAUAAAAUGGAGAAAGUGAUAGAGGGCGAUGCCUCACAUAAUGGUGAUGAAAAUGCAAGUGGUGAAAGUACGAAUGCGAGUGGUGAAAGUACGAAGAGACUCGACGUAUUUAAAGAUAAGAUGACUACAUUCCUAAACGCAGCUGAAGAAAAACUGAAGACUGAAAAUGAGAACAUGUGCGAGUGUCGAAGCAAAUUUAUUGCAACUGUGAAGUUCUACCAGUAUUCACCGAGAAACGGAAAAAUUGAAGACUGUGAGCCAAAGGAAUUCUUUUCACUGUGGACUUCGUUUUGUACCGAUUUCAAAGAUAUAUUUAAAAAAGAGGAACAAAUUGCUAUAAAAGAAAAACUUAAAGAAACUAAAAAGCUUCAAUGUGAGAGAAAAGCGAAUACACAGCCCAAAAAAGAAGGUGGACUGAAAGCACGGUUGCAGAAGUUAUCCAGUACUAGAAAAUGAAUAGUGGAUUCGAAUAGUUGGCAGUGUUUUGCAAUAACUUGAAUAAAAUAUGCUUUGAAAUGGCAAAUAAGACGGUAAAAGUGCAUUAAGGCGCUUUGCAAACAUACACUUUUGUGUAUCAUGUGUUGCUUAAAAACUGCCUUUGAACAUUUUACUAUAAUACAACACAUACAAAAUUUUUCCCUGUCAAAGCAACUACACAAUAAAUGCCCUGUGCUGAUAACAAAAAGUGUCUAGGUUUGCGCAGCAUAUAACGGUACAUGCAAACUUAAGCUAAAUAUUGCUGCAAAAUAAUUAUAAUUUUGGUUUUAACGCUUUGUCAUUGUCAUGUCAAAAUGUUUUGUAUUAAACCAGAAUAAUCUGACCUUUUAAUUAAAAUUCAUACGUUUUUAUACAAAACAAAAAUUUGAGAAACAUCCUACUUCUCACUUGUAUAAUAGUGGUAAAAUUAUUUUGAUUCUUAUGAUUUGGACAUGAACAAUUCUAUCUUCAAUCUGGUAUUAAAGAAAUAAUCGUUCAUGAUCAACAUCAAAAUAUUUGUAUCAUGUAUUAUAAUCGAUACAAAUAUUUUAUGUGUUUUAUUUAUCUGGGACAGCUUAAGCGUAAUCCCAAAACCACAUAAACAAUAAUAUCUGCGGAAGCAUUAACAAAUAAUUUAUGCCAAUUGAAUUACAUUUCCAUACUGUCACAGAUAAAUGAAAUGCUGGUGCUAUUUGCUUCGUUCUACAGUUGUCCCUAUAAAAACUCACUGGCUGUUAAAAAGUACAGCAUAUCUCGUAUGUCAGAGAUGAUAUCUGCAGAAGAACCAAAAACAUUUACAAAAACCGUACAGACAUUGCUGUAGAAGUUGUUAAGCUAAAGAAAGUGACGCUGGGGUCCCAAGGUAUUGGAGUGAGCGGUGUGUGGGUAUUGAUCGACAGGGAAUCAUAGAGUUGCUCAACAAAAGUUACACAGAAAAAGUUUGGAAUUAUCAAUGUCCAGCAGUGUAAUAUCCAUUGGUCAAAAUGGAAAUAAUCAUGAUUAUACAUCCAAAUUAGCACCACUAUUAAGAUUCCUAUUUUCAGGGUAAGAUGGCUGUGGAACAUUAUAAUAAUAAAUGUUCAUUCAGCACAAAACUACCAGUGAUAAAUGAUAAAUAAAUAAAUCUACAACACUCCUAAAUUAUUAACAAUGUGUAACAUAAUACUUUGCUCAAGCAGUAAGUUUUUGCUUGCUAAUAUGGGUACUUUGUGGUAUCUGGAACAAUUUCAAAAAUCUUAUUACAAAAUAAAAAAAUAAGUUCAUAAUAUAAAAGGGCAUUAAACUACACAUUAUGCUAAAUUUUUGUAACUGAUAUAUUCAUUGAAAUAAAAUACCUAUAUCAUUGUGUUUCUAUAAAAAUACAGUCUAAGUACAUCGAAACCAAAAUCAUUCCAGCAAACACUCAGGUGUUAAAUAGAUAUAAGUUGUGUUAAAUUAAUAAUUGUUAUCAUUCAUCGAUUAACAUACACAAUGUGUAGUCUUUAAUAAUGUACCUGAUCUAUUGUUUUAAUGAAACAGUUAAUUUAAAAUACAUUGUAUCUUAUUGUUUACAAUAAUUAUUAUAACUAUGCGAAUGGUGCUUAUGUCUUGAUUAAGUUUUGUAAUAUAAAGUAGAUAGUAACAUAAUACAUUUCUUUUAACAGUAA
Molecule: messenger RNA, 6297 nt
Organism: Pararge aegeria (speckled wood butterfly)
Lineage: Eukaryota; Metazoa; Arthropoda; Insecta; Lepidoptera; Nymphalidae
Gene: capu
Product: formin-2
Exons: 10
Coding region: 29-4630 (1533 amino acids)
Biological process (GO): actin filament network formation; cortical actin cytoskeleton organization
Cellular component (GO): cytoplasm; cytoskeleton
Molecular function (GO): actin filament binding
Source: RefSeq, a predicted model, not a curated record